Paraphaeosphaeria sporulosa is the source of this 1002-nucleotide messenger RNA. RefSeq names its product endochitinase. Lineage: Eukaryota; Fungi; Ascomycota; Dothideomycetes; Pleosporales; Didymosphaeriaceae. The transcript is spliced from 5 exons. The record is from RefSeq and is a predicted model, not a curated record. Gene Ontology annotation, cellular component: extracellular region. Gene Ontology annotation, biological process: carbohydrate metabolic process. The coding region runs from base 1 to 1002 and encodes 333 amino acids. Gene Ontology annotation, molecular function: chitinase activity.
AUGGGCAUAAUUACAUCCCUCUCGAUCCUUUUGACCGCUGCAGCAUCUGUUCGCGCAGGGUUCAAUCCUGCUAGCAAGUCCAAUGUCGUUCUAUAUUGGGGACAGAACUCUGCCGGCCAGCAAAGCACCCAAUCUCGUUUAUCAACUUAUUGUGCUGGUGAGCUGAUAAAUACCACGACACUAUUCAUUGGCACUGGAGGCCAGCCUGUCAUGAACUUUGCCAACCAGGGCGACAAGUGCACCCUCUUUUCCGGGACGGAAACCUUCUCUUGCCCUGAGAUAGAGGCGGACAUCAAGACAUGUCAGGCCCAAGGAAAGACUAUCAUGCUUUCAAUCGGUGGCGAUGCGUACACUGAGGGUGGGUUCACUUCGGCUGCUGCCGCAACAGCCGGCGCGGACAAGAUCUGGGCAAUGUAUGGCCCCUUACAGUCAGGAAACAGCGCUUUGAGGCCAUUCGGGUCUGCCGUCUUGGAUGGAUUCGACUUCGAUUUUGAGGCGAACGUCUCUAACAUGGCCACCUUCGCCAACCGCCUUCGCACGCUCAUGAAUGCCGCAGGAGGGAAGACAUACUACCUGAGCGCUGCACCCCAAUGCCCCUACCCGGACUGGUAUAACCAAGAUAUUCUUAACAAUGCGCCCAUGGACUGGGUCAAUGUUCAGUUUUACAACAACGGAUGUGGUGCCUCUUCGUACGUUCCAGGCGCAACGGACCAAUGGAAUUUCAACUUCAACCAGUGGGACACUUGGGCCAAAGCGUCAAAGAACCCAGCUGCGAAAGUCCUUUUGGGUGUCCCUGCGAACACUGGAGCCGGGAGGGGCUAUCUUUCCCCAAGCGCUCUACAGCCAGUUAUUCAGUAUAGUGCGCAGUAUUCGAGCUUCGGUGGAGUGAUGAUGUGGGACGCUUCUCAGGCUUGGACUAAUUCUGGGUUCGUCGCCAGUGUGAAGAGCUUGUUGAGGGGAUUAAGCAAGAGGGAGAUGAGAUGGGGUGCGCGACAGGCGUAG